UUUUUCUUCUUCAAUUUCACACUUGUAUUGCAUCAUAAAGGAAGAUUCGCCCUACAUUAAUAGUGGCUGGAUGUAACAACAUCUUCACUGACUUGCACGUAUGUAGACUUAUUCAACUCCUCAUCCAACCACGCAGUGCAAAACAAUGUAGCCUUGAGCUCUCUGGAAGGUGCAUCCCAGCAUCCAAAUGGCUAUGAGUUGUAUGACAAACAUUUUCCGUGAAGGGAAUUUAUCUCUUUUCUGCAUCAUUUCUCGUCGAAUAUAUAAUAUACUGUCGUUUGAAUAUAGGAAAACUAUUCGGUUCCCUCUCCUCGACAAUCAUUCAUAGCUCCUAAUACUCCCCGCGGAUUAUUACUGCAGUCGCUUCCCUCGAGUCAACCAUGAAUGCUCUACCAUUCCUACUUCGACAUCGCGGUAUUCUCCGUCUUCUAACGUUUGGCUCUUUCAUACCUGCUCUCCCUCUUGGGUUAGCCCAUGGCAUACUAUCUGACGAUGCAUUUCCAGCCGUUGGGCUAAUCCCCAUGCUGAUUUCGGCUGUCUCAGGGAUCUUUCUACAUCGUCAUGAAAAACAAAAACAAAAGGCUCUGCAGGAUGCUGAAGCCGCAGGACAGGACCCGGAGGAGGCAAGCCGAGGAUACAUAGCGGAGGGCGUACAUGAAAUCGACACGCUUCGUGGAAAAUUGACACAUCCAUUCACAGUUUUCGUGUUUGAUACGCUCAUGUCAGCUACUAUAAUGGCCAUUCUGGUGUAUACCUGGAGGGCCGGAAGUAGAUCUGUCAUUUUUAGUAUGCUAGCUGCAUAUGCAACUAUCCCUCUCAUGGUAGCCUUCAUCUCGCACGCCACUCUCGCCUUUUCCGAAUUAUAUCAUGGAUUUGCGGUUCACGGCUUUGCAAAAUGGGUUGCCUCAAAGGCUGUUGAUUCGCAUUGCCCAAAGUGUAGCCACCCCAUACAACCAGAGAUGCCAGAGGUUCCUUGGUUUAAGCUCUUCAAAGGUUGGGGCAAGCGUCCCGGAAGCGGCGUUACAGCUCCUCUUCUUACCGACGGAGCAAGUGAUGCAAGCGAAAUCUCUAAGAUCUUUUUUACUAGCAACGACGCUAUUGAUGUACGGUCAAAGAAGCUAGGUAAAACAGUCCCUCCAUUGGUAAUUGGAGAACCGAGUGAAACUACAGCUCUACUUCAUUGACAGAUCAUGAUGGACGCACUUCAUGUAUUAACAUCGCAUUGCCUAUAGCUUUCUCUUUGAAAAGAAAUACAAAUUCAAUAUAAAUAACGCAAGUCUCGC
Messenger RNA from [Torrubiella] hemipterigena, 1283 nucleotides. The record is from the annotation of a GenBank genome assembly. NCBI's taxonomy places the organism in Eukaryota, Fungi, Ascomycota, Sordariomycetes, Hypocreales, Clavicipitaceae.